Tachysurus fulvidraco (yellow catfish) is the source of this 10310-nucleotide messenger RNA. It is a transcript of the gene eys, whose product is annotated as eyes shut homolog. The record is from RefSeq and is a predicted model, not a curated record. Gene Ontology annotation, molecular function: calcium ion binding. Gene Ontology annotation, cellular component: protein-containing complex; plasma membrane. Gene Ontology annotation, biological process: heterophilic cell-cell adhesion; establishment or maintenance of epithelial cell apical/basal polarity. NCBI's taxonomy places the organism in Eukaryota, Metazoa, Chordata, Actinopteri, Siluriformes, Bagridae.
AUGACAACAGCAGAAAAGACAAAUGUGCUUAAACUGCUAAUCCUUCUCAGUAGCCAUUUUAUUGUCUCAAACCAGUUAAUCUGCCGCAGACCCCGGUAUCACAACUGGCGUUCACAGUCAAUGAACAUCACCUUGAGAUUGUCUCUCAUGGAGAACACCUGCAGGAAUGUGAAUCAAUGCUGGAAUAGUAUUUUGGAAAGUGCACAAGUGCCCUGGAUGGAUCAGACAUAUGCAUUUCCUCAAUUAUGCCCCAUAGAGAUCCAGUUGGGAGAUGCACUGUUUGUCUUCACCGACCCAAACCUAGAGCAGUAUGGAAUCAAUCUUAUUCAGGUAUCGAAAGAAGAAUUUGACAGUUGUUUUAGCGAGCAAGUACAGGAGCAAGAUGUUUUUGCCAGCUGCAUGAAUGGUAGCAUGCAUUUGGACUCGAAGUGGCUUUCCCCUGGUGUUCAUUAUUUUGCUGCUUCUCAUAAAGGCCGUAGCCAUUUAUGUCAGCUUGGACUCCGCUUUAGUGUGCUGGUCAAAGAGCAGCACUGUCAGAGCGCUCCACAUCUACACCUGUGUUCAGGCAAAGGUGUUUGUAGGGCAAAAACUGGCCAGGUUGCAUAUGCUUGUCUGUGCCACAAGCCUUUCUCUGGACCAUAUUGUGAAGCUGUGGACAUGUGUUCUGAAGGUCCGUGUUUAAAUGGUGGGACCUGCAUAAGCAAUCACUCUGCUCAACUAAGUCAGUCUUCUUACCAUUGCUUGUGCCCAUCAGCAUUUACAGGUAUUAACUGCUCUGAAAUUUUUGGCCAAUACAACUGUAUCAGGCGCUGCAGAGAUGGGAUAUGCCUACUAGUGUCCCCAAACUCCUUUCGGUGUGAAUGCUGGAUUGGAUACACAGGCACAUUCUGCACAGUGAAGAAAGGCCCCUGCAGUUCACAGCCCUGUAGGAAAAGAGGCAAAUGUGAAGAACAUGGUGAAAAGUACAUUUGCAUGUGCCCAGAAGGCUUCACUGGUUCCAAUUGUGAAGUGAUGCUGGAACACAACUGCAUAAACCUCAGCUGUCAGCGGGAACAAGCAUAUGGCAUUGUCAAACAUGCUGUCUAUGUGAGGCCAUCCUCAUCAGCAGUGAGCAGUGACUCCAACCAGAAACUGGAUCUUCCAUUUAUGUACUGUAGAUGCCAUAGAGGCUUUACUGGGGAGAAGUGUGAGGAUAUAAUUGAUUUUUGCAGGCCGCACUUUGUUAACUGUUAGAACAAGGGAUCGUGUAUACACCUAAUUGCUAAAUAUGCCUCCUUCUGUGUUCAGGGUGAGAUAGAGGGACUUUGUCAAUACAAAGCCUGCUUGAUUUACCCAAACCGGUGCUUGAAUGGAGCUACAUGCAUCAGCACGAAUCAACCAACUGCACAUCCUCUUUACAGAUGCACAUGUUCCCCAGGCUUGACUUGGUUGAACUGUGAGAUGAAUGUGAAUGCAGGCACAUUACCAGACAUUGCAUGUCCUUCAGGGAUGCAGUGUGUGCCGACCCCUGCGGACAUGCAAUAUACAAUGUGUCUCAGACCAUGUCCCAACACCAUACAGGUGUGUAUCACUGAGAAAAGGUGUUUAAUAAACAGUACCAGCAAUUCCAGCUGCAUUUGUGCACCAGGAUGGACAGGACCAAAUUGUUCGUUUAAUACUCAGCAUUGGUGUUACAAUGGAGCCACUUGCGUGGAUGGAGUUGCCGGGACUGGUUUCUGCAUUAGAAAUUCCACCUGUGUUGACCUACCAGGGGAUUAUGUAUGCGUCUGCCCCAAGGGAUUCGCUGGUGAGUGUUGAUGCAAUCAGUAUGUAACUGAAUGCACAUCGCGGAGUGAAGCUUGUCAAAAUAAUGGCAUUUGCUAUAUAGAGAAUGGAGACUUUCAUUGCAGAUGCCCACCAGAGAACCAACAGACCUAUACUGAAGUUAAAACCUCAUUUGAGGAACACAGCAGAGUUUCACCAUGUGAACAACCGAGAGGCAGUUUCAAGUGUUUGUGCCUUCAUAGCUGCAUGGGGCAGCUGUGCGAAACUCCCAUGAGGCACUAUGUGAAGGGAUCGUACUGCUGUGGAUCAACGUGGUUAACUGGGCAAUUUUGUGAGAUCAACAUUGAUGACUGUGCCAAUAAGCCCUGUGGAACAGUCAGCAUCUGCAAAGAUGGCAUUUCUGCCUACCACUGUUUCUGCGCACCUGGAUUUAUUGGCGUUAACUGUGAGAUUGAAGUAAACGAGUGUCUAAGUCAGCCCUGUAAAAAUGGAGCUUCCUGUAUGGACAAGCUCGACUCCUUCAGCUGUGUCUGUCCAGACGGAGUCACAGGCACUUUAUGUGAAAUUGACAUCGAUGAAUGCCUGUCAUCUCCAUGCCUGCACGAAGGCACAUGUGUGGAUCUCACUGAUGGGUUCAUAUGCAUUUGUCCUCCUGGAUUCACCGGACCUGUGUGCGAGGUGGAUAUUGACAAGUGCAGCUCUUCUCCUUGCAAGAAUGAAGCCACUUGCCGAGACCAGGCUGGUAAUUACCGGUGCCAAUGUGUAGAUCUAUUUAAAGGUUUUCAGGUGUGCAAGUUUCUGCCAUGUGAAGUUAAUAAUCCAUGUGAGAACGAGGCUGAGUGUGUGGACGAAACUGACCUGGACCGCUUCCCUUUGGGAUUCCAGUGCCGCUGCAUCCGAGGCUUCACUGGCCCUCACUGUGAGCUCAACGUCGACGAGUGCAACUCUAACCCCUGCAUCCACGGCUUCUGCUAUGACGUCGUGGAUGGCUUUUACUGCCUUUGUAACCCGGGUUAUGCUGGAGUGAGCUGUGAGAAGGACAUCGACGACUGCAUUAGCAACGUGUGUGAGAACAACUCAACUUGUAUCGACUUCCAUCUGAGUUACCAGUGCGUCUGUGACCUGGGUUGGGAGGGCAUGUUUUGCGAGAGGGAGACAAAUGAGUGUGCAUCAAACCCGUGCAAAAAUAAUAGCACCUGUACUGACCUGUUCAACGCCUACAGGUGCACAUGUCCUCCUGGCUGGACUGGUCCUGACUGUGGAGAGGAUGUAAAAGGUUGUAUCUCGGGUCCUUGCUUUAAUGGGGCCGUGUGUGUAGAAUCAGAUGACCCUAGCAAGUUCUCCUGCACCUGCCCGCCCUUCUUCACCGGCUCCCUCUGCACGCUGCCCUACAACCCCUGUGACGUGAAGAACAACCCCUGCCUGAACAACUCCACCUGCCGAUCCAGACCAGAUGGCUCAGCCAAGUGCCUCUGCCCCGCAGGGAUUGAGGGAUCUCGCUGUGAUAUUGACACCAACGAGUGUGGCUCCAGCCCAUGCCAAAACCAAGGCCAUUGUGUGGACAUGGUCAACAAUUACUACUGUAGCUGUAAACCUGGAUUCUCAGGUCAGCAUUGUGAGGAAGACAUCAACGAAUGUGCGUCCAACCCCUGCCAAAACCAUGGCGUCUGUCAAGAUCUAGUGAACGGCUUCCGAUGUUCCUGUCUGCCUGGAAAAAGUGGGACUGUGUGUAAUCUGGAAGUGAAACAGUGUGAAUCUUCGUCUUGCCUCCAUGACGCUGUGUGUGUCAACAAGCCCGGAGGUUUUGUGUGUGUGUGCCGGCCUGGAUACACUGGGACACACUGUGAGCUGAACGUUGAUGAGUGCACCUCAAAUCCGUGCCAAAAUGGUGGGAGGUGUGUUGACGGCGCCAAUGGGUACCGCUGCCUGUGUUCCAGUGGCUUCACGGGCUCGGACUGUGUGAGCAACAUUGACGAAUGUGCCUCAGACCCCUGUGUUCAUGGCAGCUGUUCAGACGGCAUCGACGCAUAUGACUGUCAAUGUGAGGAUGGAUGGAGUGGCCGCAGAUGUGAAACUAAUAUGGACGAGUGUGAGUCUCAGCCUUGUUUGAAUUCUGGCUUCUGCGUGGACCUCGUGGACAAAUAUGCCUGUAUAUGCGCCAAAGGCUACAGCGGGACACAAUGUGAAGUCGACUUGGAUGCGUGCCUGGAUAUGCCUGUGAAUUCCUCUCAGUGUUUUAACGGUGGAACUUGUCUGGAUGGCCCUGGGUACAGUUUUACAUGCAGAUGUCUAGCGGGUUUUGCUGGGGAUUUCUGUGAGCUGGAUGUGAAUGAGUGCUGCUCAAAGCCUUGCUUACACGGCGGCAUCUGCCAAGACCUCAUCAAUGGGUACCUGUGCCACUGCCGACCCGGUUGGACAGGCCUUCGCUGUGAGGAUGACAUUAAUGAGUGCCUGCCGCAGCCAUGCAACCAGGGGAUGUGCAUCCAGAACGAACCAGGCCACGGCUACUCCUGUUUCUGUCAGCCGGGAUUUGUGGGUAGAAACUGUGAGUAUAAUUAUAAUGACUGCUUGCUGUGGCCGUGUCCUGAUGGCUUCACCUGCGUGGACGGCGUCAACAGUGCGAGCUGUGUUGCCGUGGAGACCAAUGUGACCUCAGAACCUGCUGUUUUCCUCACUCACACUGAACAAGCAGCAGGACAGCUUGCAUCUCUACAAGCCAAUAACAUCCACCUUGCAAAGCAGACCCAAACCAACCCUCUUGUAGGAGCAGAGCCGGCACACAUGGCUAUUUCGGAAAAGUUUAACGAAUCAGUAGACCAGAGUUGUGGGUUCCUAAACCAGUGUGACAUCUACUUUAACCACCAACCGGAUGACGCAACCAAAUUUUUAAUGACAUUCCUUACCGAAGAGCUUGUUAGGGCAGCCGUCAUCUGGGAUAACGACCCACAAAUCUCCUAUGCCCAACAGCCUGAGAGACUGCCCCCAGAAUGCCCCCAGAUGUUGGAUGUAUGUUCCAUGGGCGAUCCCUCAGGAUUGUGCAAUGUGGAUCGGUACUCUCGGUACUCUCAGGCUCUGGUCACCAAGCUGUCUUCCAAGGUUACAGCCUCCCUCAGGACAUAUAUCACCUAUGGGAGAUAUUCUGGCACUUCAUUCCUGGAGUUUGAGGGCAUUAAUCUCAGUGCUGUGAGUAAUAUCACAGUAAGGUUUCAGACUCGCUCAGUGAAUGGAACACUCCUGUAUGUCGACCAAGGAGCUGGCUUCUUUUUUAUCAAGCUUUACCUUAACAAUGGAAGUUUAAAGUAUGAUUUUUCGUGCAGCCAAGAAGAGGGGAUUCAUAGCAUUAAUCUCGAAGGACAGGUCAAUGAUGGCAAAGAAUAUGUGGUGCACAUUAGACAGUAUCUUGCUCCGUGUGAAGCAGAGGUGGCUGUGUCUGGCUUUCAACAUGCUCAAAGCAAUCCAAUCAAUUACUGGUCAGGAGUAACUUUACAUACAACUGGCCAUGCUUUUGUCGGAGGUCUGCCUCUCACUUACCCUUCAUAUAAGGGAGCUGAGACUUUAUACAACUACACUGGAUGUAUUGAAAUAAUUGAAAUUAAUAAGCUCAGAGGAUUUCACACUUCCAAUGCCAUUGCUGGGAACAACAUUGAAAACUGCAAGUCUUCAUGGCUCCAGGACAGUCUGGCGGACGCUGUUGUACUCUCUGAUGCAUUCAGUAUCCCAAGAGGAGCAGGCAGCAUCAGUCUUCUGCCAACCAUGCACUCACUGGCAUGCUCUGAUGAGCCAUGUCUCAAUGGUGGCGUGUGUCAUCCUCUGUCCAUGCCAAGUGGUGCUGCAGCAUUCCUCUGUAACUGCCCUCUCUAUUACACCGGCCGUCUGUGUGAGAAAGAAAUCUUGAUAUUAUUCCCUUUAUUUAGUGGCUCUUCAUACCUGGAGCUUGAACCCUUUACCUCACUGUACACAAGCUCUGAGACCACAUCUUCUGGAGACACAGUUAGCGUUUAUAUAACAGUGAAAGCGAAGGCUCCCAAUGGGAUUAUCCUUUACACGGAGGAGCAGAAGUUUGGGGAUCGCUUUCUCCAUCUGUUCCUUCAGGAUGGAUAUCCAGGUGCCAGAUUGGGCUGCAGUGGCAGUGAUGUUUUGAAAGUCCUUUCCGAUCAAAUAAUUGGAAAUAACACUGUGGAGCCAAUAAUAGUGAGAUAUCGGUUGCCUGUCAGCAGAGACGGAGGGUUGUGCAUGAUUGAAAUAGCUGCGGCUAAUGGAACUGCUAAUCGAUCACAGAAAUAUGUAUCUGAACCCUCGUCUGAGGUUGUGUUUGGACCCACUUUCCUGGGUAGUGUGCCAUUUCCUUCCAAGCUGCAUGACAGCACUGACAAUGUCUCAGGCUUUGUGGGCUGCAUCAUGGAGCUUCAGGUCAACUCUAAAGAACUGCACAUGAUGGAAGAGGCUUAUCAUGGCCAACACAUCCACAACUGUGAUACAACAAAGUGUCAGCACCGACCAUGCAGAAAUGGAGGAACCUGCAUCAGUGAUGCAGAGACCUGGUUCUGUGUGUGUCCCCUGCUCUACUCAGGCAAGCUGUGUCAGUUCAGUGCCUGUGAACGCAACCCAUGUGCCCACGGCGCCACCUGCGUCCCCAAGAGCCCGUUGGAGGCAGUGUGUCUGUGCCCGCAUGGAAGGCAAGGCCUCCUGUGUGACAAAGCCAUCACAAUUACUCGACCCAGAUUUAGUGGUCUUGAUGAGUUUGGAUACUCGUCCUACAUGGCGUACCCAUCUAUUUCCAGCAUGAGCUACUUCUAUGAGUUCCGGCUGAAACUGACAUUUUCCAAUAACAGCACCGCCAUGAAGAAUAACCUUAUUCUCUUCUCUGGACAGAAAGGACAAGGGAUCACUGGAGAUGACUUCUUCGCCUUGGGGGUGAGAAACAGACGAAUCAUCCAUAAGUUCAACCUCGGAUCCGGGGUGGCUACUAUCGUUAGUGACCCCCUAGACCUGAGGAUGAAAAUACACACUGUGCACUUUGGACGAUAUCUAAGGAAUGGAUGGAUGAAGGUUGAUGGGAAAAGGAAUAAGACGGGGUCGAGUCCUGGUAAUCUGGCAGCUCUGACCACCUUUAGUCCGCUCUACGUGGGCGGCUUCAACGAACACAUCCCUGAGAUGAUGCCUUUAGGUGCCAGAUUCAAUAACAGCUUUCAAGGAUGCAUUUUUGACGUGCAAUUCCGGACCAGACGUGACAGGAAGUUCCACACACUGGACAGGCCAGAAACCCAGCCUGUAUCUUCCCGCAGUGUGGGUCAGUGUGGGGUCUCUCCAUGUCGUCUGCUUUCUUGUCACAACGGUGGCACCUGUAUCGACUCUGGAUCCUCUGUGUACUGCCAGUGUGGGUCUGGAUGGAAAGGUGCUCUCUGCUCUGAGAGAGUGUCCUUCUGCGAUUUGGAACACGUCCCGCCUCCCUCAUGUGCCCGUGGUUCUACAUGUGUUCCACUUCCUGAAGGCUACAGCUGUCAGUGUCCUCUGGGCACCGGCGGCAAGCUCUGCCAGGAAGCUUUGUCCAUCAGCGACCCAUUUUUUGAAGCUAACCAGUCUUCCUGGAUGGCCUUUCCCCUCAUACCCAUGAGACACAGAACACACCUUCUGCUGCAGUUCAAGACAAUUUUGUCGGAGGGCAUCUUGUUCUACACAGCACAGUAUCCGCGAGCCCAAGCCGGUGACUUCAUAAGUCUCUCUUUGUCUAGAGGAUUUAUACAACUCCGCUACAAUCUUGGUGACGCAACAAUUGUCCUACAGUCUACGAACAGAGUGGACACUACAGGUAGCACAUGGCACACAGUGAAAGCUGGAAGAGAGGGAAACCAAGGUUAUCUGGUUCUAGAUGAUCACAGUGUCAUUCGUAACACCUCUAAGGGCAUGACUACUCUGGAUCUCUCCACUGAAGUUUUCAUUGGCGGUGUGUCUGUCAUGAAUACUGUUUCCCCAGAUGCAGUGGAAAAAGAGCCAACUGGCUUCAGCGGGAGUAUUCGUGAAGUUAUCAUUAAUGGUCAUGAGCUUGAUCUCACAGAGAGCGGGGCUCUGCAAGGGGUGAAUGUGAAGGAUUGGGAUGGAACACAGUGUGGGUACAAAGUGUGUAGGAAUGGUGGUUACUGCAAAGCAGACAGCCAUGAUUCGUUCAUUUGCAUUUGCCCUGCAGAAUGGACGGGCACAUACUGUGAGCAAUCUAUUUUUUGCAUAGGUGCUCUGUGCCAACACGAAUCUCUCUGCAUUCCAAACAUUACAUCAGCCACAUAUUUCUGCAUGUGUGGCCUCGGAUGGCAAGGUACCUACUGCGAGCAGCGAGUGUCCAUAAGAACCAUUCACUUUGCUGGGAAUUCAUACUUAAAAUACAGAGACCCGAAGUAUAAAAUGAGAGACUUGACAUACACGCACUUAUCAUUUAAUCUCUCAGCGAGCUCAGGAAAUGGACUGAUUCUGUGGAUGGGCCAAGCAGAGAGUGAAGAUGAUGAUUAUCUUGCUGUUGGACUUCACAACUGUCAUCUCAAAAUUGCUGUUAACCUUGGCGAGAAGAUUGCCGUUCCUCUCGUUUCCCAAAACACAACCCUGUGCAACGACGAAUGGAAUUACAUAUCUAUCGCUCUUAAUCGCACCGUCAUCCAAGCAUAUGUUGAUGAAAAGAAGGUUAUGUUUGAAGAUAUAGACCCCUUUGAGCACUAUGUUUCCAUUAACUAUGGAGGUGUUUAUUAUUUCGGAGGCUUUGAACUGAACAGAGAUCUAGGAUGGGUUACAUCUGGUAUCUUUACAGCAGGGUUUGUAGGAAGUAUCAAAGAUGUUCUGUUAUAUCAUGACACAAGUUUGAUGCAGCUUCUAGAAACAUCUGAGGGGUUUAAUGUUUUUCAACAAGAGGAUAAAUAAUGUUGUAUUUUACGAAAAUAAUUAUCUAUUAAUAAUAUACAUUCACUGACUGCUUUAUCUAGUGGACCUUUGUGGAGUUUGUGGAGAUCUGACCAUCACACCCAUACAUGCUUUUUGAACAUCCCAUUGCAGAUUUAGUCCCCUUUUACUGUUAUAAUACCCUUCAAUCUUCUGGGAAGGUUUUAGACUAGAUUUUGUAAUAUGGCUAUUUGCCCAUUCUGUCACAAGAACAUUAGUGCUGAGGCCUGGUGUUCAGUCCGUGUUCCAUUUCAUCCCAAAUGUGUUCAAUGUGCUUUGUGUAGGUCACUUUAGUUCUUGUCUCCAUGGACCUUGCUUCUAAGAUUUAGUCAAAAUAAAAUUAUGAUGAUAUAGCAUACAAAGUUAUCAUACACAAUCGUGUGCCUCCAACGGUGUCAGCUGUCCACAUAUGUUUAGUAAUACAGUGUACUAUGUAAGUGAAUUGUGUAGAUAUAUUUUAUGUAUUUUAUUUUAUCUUGUAGAUAUUCAGUUACUGAUCUGUUGCUGUGUACAUUGUGUUUUCAGUCCUUCAUUCUGUCCAUCAUUAGAAAGAGCACACCGUAAGCCCCAAACGACUGAAUAUUAUUUGGUUAGGUGCCAAAUCUCAGUAUCAACACUGACAAGGUAUGCAGGUAGAACAGGAAUGGAACAGACACAGCUGCGUUGCUGGAUUUUUUUUUUUUUUUUAAAUCCCCAGUGGCAUAGAUUGUUUAAGAAAAAAGCCACCAACCAGAAGUAUCCAGCCAGCAUCAAUGACUUGUAACUGUGCAAUGAUUUAUAACUGUAUUCCUACAAAGUGGCCAGCAGUGUAGGUGUGUGUAAUAUAAACAGCACUCAAAAAACAACACUCAUCUCAGCACAUAAUGCAUUAUUAUGCAGUGUCAUUGCUGUAUUGGGAAUGAUAAACCAAAUAAUAUCGUGUCUUUGGUGGUCCCUUUCUGCUAAUGCAUAGGGUAGGUAUAUUGAAAAAAAGUAAAUUUUUGUUGCAAAUUAAUUGCUUUUAAAAGUCUUUAGCCCUUUCGUUUGGUUCAUGUUAGAAGGUUAGGUUCAUAUGGUGCUUGUAUUUCAGUUACUUUUUUAUCACAAUGGAUCUGGCUACACACUCCAGAAAAAGAAAAUAAUACUUAUCUUCUGUCUAUCCUACUUAUUCUCCAAGAGUGCGUCAGUGGCCUUGUGGGCCAAAGAGAAUCAUUGAUUAACAUGUGAACAUGUGUAAUAUAUACAUAUACUUAAGUAAUUCACUGGUAGUCAGAAAGUCAGACUUUGAAAUAUGUAUGUAUGUAUGUAUGUAUGUUUAAAAACGUUAAAAAAAACUGUUCUAUUCUUAAGCUGGUGUUUUAUUUAAUAGAACAAAUAAUAGAACUUAAAUGCUGUACCUGUUUCCAAAACAGAAAAGAUUAUCGGACUACAACAUUAAAGCAGACGGCUUAUACACAUAUAAACCCAAAAGGGACUUUCAGUUCCUGCUCUUUUGCCCUCAGAUUGUACAAGUUUCUUGACCAGUGGGUAUCCAAGUCUCUUAUGAAGAUGAGUACCUGGAGUGUAGCUGUCCUGCAAACGGCGUCGCUGACCAAGAUCUACCUCAGAAAGCACAAUUAGCUCUGUCCUGCCCAGGGAAUAUUACC